CAGGACAUGAUGGUACAGCCUGAAUCCGACAGUAGACUGCUGUUGGAAAGGAUCUUGGGGACAUGCUGUAGGCUAGCCCCUCUGUUUACCACACAGAGAACGGAAGCCCCCUGAGAAACGAAGUGACCUGUUUAAGGGUACAGGCUGAGUGUACUGCGGCGGGGAGCCCCACGGUUUUGAGUUUCUCCAGGUUAUUUUCUUCACAGCGGUCCUGGGGAGGCUGGGAGGAGCAGAGCACGCUUUGCGCUGAGGCUGGGGGAUCAGUCUUUCCGGGGCGGUCCCUAGCGGCGGUGCAUUCCAGAGUCAUCCGUGUGGCGCGUGGAGUUCAGAGCACGCAUCCCAGCCUCUGCUGCGCGCUCCCGGACUUGGGAGUCCCAGCACGUUCCUGGUGCCAGCGGAGCUGAGGUUCCAGAGCUGGGGUAGCUUGAAGCUGCUUGAUCCCCUGCGAUCCUGGGGACCUGGAAGAGUACCGGUUGCUGCUUGUAAAGCCUAGGCGUGGAUCGGGUUCGGAUCGAGGGGCCGACAUGGAUGCUAUCAGCCAAUCACCUGUCGAUGUCCUCCUUCCCAAGCACAUCCUGGAUAUCUGGGCCAUUGUCCUCAUCAUCCUGGCUACCAUCGUCGUCAUGACAUCCUUGUUUCUGUGCCCGGCCACUGCAGUCAUCAUCUAUCGAAUGCGGACUCAUCCGGUUCUCAAUGGGGCUGCCUGAGACCAUUGAAAGUGGGAUGGCGUGUGAUAAGGACACAGGUCUCUCCCCCAGCCUGUUCUCAGAGAGACAGCGGGGAAGACACAGGAGUUGGACUUGCAUUUUAGUUUUGAUUCUGCAGCUGACUGACAGUGUGGAUUUGACCAAGGGACCUAAUGCUGUGGUACCAAGCUCCUUAGCUUUCAACCAGGGGUCAUGGUCCCUGCCUCCCGCUUCCCAGGGUUGAGAACCAUGUGACUUAAUGGAAGUGAAUGCUGUUGGUGAGCAGUGAAGCCACACAGAUGUGUGCCGUGCAGUGAGAAGCUUUGCAGAACCAAAGAUCCUUGAAGCUGCUGACGGUAAAGGAGGUGAGGGAGACUGGGAAAGAGCAGCUUUGGCCAGGGCCCCUCGCACCAAACCGUGCAAGUCUACCCCAUCCUCAGCAAAUCAAACCUUUGAUUUGUGAAACUUCUUCCGUUUUUCUCUGUUGGGGAGAAGGAGCUGGUAUGGCAGAGAGAGAGAGAGAUGAGCACAAGUUUCAUAAACUUCUCUGCCAAUCUCUGCCCCAUGUAACCCGAAGGAGAGCUUUGCUGUAAUUUCACAGUGCCCAAGGAGUCAGUGCCGUGACUCGCUUUCCGCACCGAGUCUCACGUCUCUGUUGGCUUUGACGCUCAAGCAGUGUUGGAAAUGCAGGGUGGCUGAGUUUUCUGCCCAGCAUUCCAGCCCCUUUGUGUGCCCCCCCCCCCCCCAGGAGAGAAUUUCCCUCUCCCUGAACUUUGUUGUCGUUAGCUUCGUGUUUUUGUUUAGUCAUUUUUUUUGUGGCACUGGAGAACUUGGGGCCGUGUUCUGAGUUACAAGCCCUUCCGUCAGCCAUCUAAAGUACUUAUUAUUUUAAGAGAUUUCCCAGGACUCUUGAACCUGACUCAAAACAACGAUGGUUAUUUUAGAUGCUCUGGUUUAUAUUUAUAUAGAGAUAUUUCUAGACUAUUAAAGCUUGCCCUUUGAUACCCAAGUCAGGGGCAUCUUGGGAUCUAUUAUUAUGUAAGAAGAUAGCAUAGAUAUUAGGGUAGUAUUGUGUCAAAUGAUGCUUACUUUGAUCUUAUUUCAUUGAUGUAUGUAUCCAAUUUCCAAUAAAGUGCCUCACUGAG
Molecule: messenger RNA, 1831 nt
Organism: Peromyscus leucopus (white-footed mouse)
Lineage: Eukaryota; Metazoa; Chordata; Mammalia; Rodentia; Cricetidae
Gene: Smim3
Product: small integral membrane protein 3
Exons: 2
Coding region: 525-707 (60 amino acids)
Source: RefSeq, a predicted model, not a curated record